This is a messenger RNA of Triticum turgidum subsp. durum (durum wheat), 1686 nucleotides long. The record is from the annotation of a GenBank genome assembly. NCBI's taxonomy places the organism in Eukaryota, Viridiplantae, Streptophyta, Magnoliopsida, Poales, Poaceae.
AUGGCCGCCGCCGACCGUCUCUCCGCCCUCGCCGACGACCUCCUGCAGCGCAUCCUGUCCUUCGCGCCGGCCAAGGAGGCCGCGGCCAGCGCUGCCCUCUCGCGCCGAUGGCGUCCGCUGUGGCGCCGCACGGGUGCCCUCAACCUCGACAGCAAGCCCUACCCCCGCCAAUACUCCUACGGGAACCGCCACGACCCCUACGACGACUUCUUCCGCCACGGCAUGGCCGCCCUCGGCUGCCGCCGCGAAACGGCGCUCAAGAGGCUCACGCUCUACCUCGGGAUGGACGCCUACCUCGUUGGUGGCAAGUACUACAGCUCCCACGACGGGGAUCCGGAGUUCGAUGCCCGGGUCACCGGCCUCCUCGUCGACCCCGCUGCGGCCGCGCUGGAGGAGCUCCGCAUCGCUGCUGAGCCCUCCUACCGAAAUUCCUACGUAGCGCCGCUGGCCUCCCUGCCGUGCGCCACCACGACGCUCCGGGUUCUGGAGCUCGACUCCUGCGACCUCGAGCCGUCCGCGCGGCUCGCUUUUCCUUUGCUCACGGAUCUCACGCUGCGCAACUGCACUUACGUCGUGGGAUAUCUGCAGGUCGUGCUCGAUGCCGCCCCAGCGCUAAUCAGACUUGCGCUGGUGAACGUCACUAAUAAGCCGCCAAAGCCGCCGGCUUCCGAGAAGGAUCGCUACUAUACACCCAAGACUUUCAACCUGCCCCUCUGCCUCCGCUGCCCGACGGUCACCGCCUUGGUGCUCGAGACCACCGUCUCCGGGGAAGAGCUCGACGAUUCCCGCAACAUCGGCAUACAGCUCGACAUGCCGAGCCUAUGCUCCUUCCGCUACAAGGGGUUCCCCUUCAAGCUCUCGCUGACAUCGCCGGCGCCGGGGCUGGCACAAGUCCACCUCGACACCAACCACAGCGAGAGAGGUGUCUACAAGUGCGAGCCCACCGCGCGCGCUCUCGGCAGCUUCUCCAGCACGAGGGCCCUGAAGCUGCACCUCAAGAAGAUCGAGAACAUAUUCUCCCAUAACGCAUCAAGCAGCUACAGGUAUCAGGGUUCCACCGGCAACCAAGACCCCGACGAGGAGGUCACCCUGCCGAACUUCCCGAACCUGAAGCUCCUCGAAAUAGACGCAGAAUUCAACUACAGGGACAGCAACACGGCGUUGGCGUUGGCGAUGCUGCUCCACUCAUGCCCGGCAAUGUCGGAGCUCCGACUCAGGCUAAACAUGACAUGGGACUACGACUACGAUCGCAAGACCGAGAAACAGGCCGCCGGAGGCCCCUUCGCCCAGUCUGUGGAAAGGUUCAGCAGGCUCGGUUCCAUGUGCGCAGAACACCGGGACGACGUGGAGCUCGGCGGGGUCUCGGAGCUCCCGGCCGCCUUCGCCAACAACUCCGCGUUCAGCUGCCUGAGGACGUGCUUACGGAAGGUGACGCUGCAAUUCAAGUCCAAGGAGCUCAACUGCUUCCAGGUGCAGCUGGCCAAGUUCCUCGUGGAAAACGCCAUGGUACUCGAGGAGAUGCACGUCGAGGAUGGGGACCAAUUCUGGCCAGACCACCUCUUCGACAAGCUCACGAGAUGGAGGACCGACGCGUUCCGGAGGAGGAACCUAUCGGACACGACCGGUUUUCAGGUGUUCCAGCUAGCUAAUCCUGUCGUUGAUCCUAAGGUCAAGGUACAUUACUGA